This is a messenger RNA of Lathyrus sativus (Indian pea), 579 nucleotides long. The record is from the annotation of a GenBank genome assembly. Lineage: Eukaryota; Viridiplantae; Streptophyta; Magnoliopsida; Fabales; Fabaceae.
AUGGAUCCAUCCCACAUAGUUGCUUAUGCAAACUUCAACUGUGAAAUAAAAAUAGUACAAGCUCGAUACGUUGAAUUCAUAAAGUCCACUAAGAACUUGUUUGCUAGGUUGUAUGUUCCAACAGGAAACAACAAAAGAAUUCAACUCAACAGCAAAACUGUUUGGGACAAAUCUUUUAAUCUAGAUCAUUCUUGUUCCCAAGAGUUUUUGGAAAACCUUAAUCAUCAAAGCCUAGUAUUGGAGCUAAGACAGAAGAAGAUGUGGGGGUCACAACUUAUUGGAAAAUGUGAGAUUCCAUGGAAGGUGAUUCUUCAAUCACAAAACAUGGAGUUGAAAAAAUGGUUGAAAAUGGAUUUGGUGAGUGAAAGUGACUGCAAAGAGGUUAUGUUGACAACGCCAGAAGUGGAAGUGGAGAUUAAAAUAAUGGUGUCAUCAAUUGAUGAGAUGGAGAAGCAAAGUAAAAAGAGAUAUCAUAAUUGGAAUGAGUGUGGAUGUAAAAAUGGGCAUGACCAUAAUACUUGGUGUAACGCAGAAGACUGUGAUAUGUUUGCGUUUGGUGCAGUUUUAGAAGCGUUUUGA